AUGCAAAAGGUAAUCGGCGAGGUACCGUCGUCUAAAAACACCGGCGAAUUUUUCGAAUAUAUUGUAAAGAACGACGAACUUGUAAAAAAGGCGUACGAAACGAUAAUUAAAAGUGGUAUUAUAUCGGCCCGCAAAACCUUUAACAAAUUAUGGGUUAUUAACGUCAUUAGCGACUAUUCAAUUAUUAGCACUUUCCUCCCGUUGUUAUUUAAAUCGCCAAAUUCGAAAAUAAUAUUUAACAUUAACGGGGUAUCCCCCUGGUUAACGUGGCCAAUUCGUCCGCCUCCGGCAGGCGUAUCCAAACCGGUCGGCAUUAUUUCGUAUCGCGCAUUCAAAAUUGCUUUUAAUAUAAUAAUGUUCGAAUGGGUAGGGAUAUUUAAAAACGGCGUCGUAAAGGGUGGGGCGGUCGUUCCGGGAUUCUUUACUACCGAUAUUGGCGAAAGUAACCCCAAAGCCAUAAGAGAAAUGGGUGCUGGCGACCCCGCUGUCAGUGGCAAGGUUUUGGUCGACGUGGUGGAAGGUAAAUAA
This is a messenger RNA of Pyricularia pennisetigena, 528 nucleotides long. RefSeq lists its product as uncharacterized. The record is from RefSeq and is a predicted model, not a curated record. The transcript is spliced from 3 exons. NCBI's taxonomy places the organism in Eukaryota, Fungi, Ascomycota, Sordariomycetes, Magnaporthales, Pyriculariaceae. The coding region runs from base 1 to 528 and encodes 175 amino acids.